AUGGCUCUCAAAGGACAAUCUCUCGGACCACCAGCCUCUGUCGAGGAGUACCUGCAGUCCCGAGCCCAGAACAAGGCCGACCUGAGCAAAUUCAACAUGCUGCUGCCGGAAACCGAGGCAGAAUUCAUAUCCAUCACCAACACGGUCGACGAUAUUGGCUGCCCUGAAAACUUUACAUACAUUGACAAGAACAUCUACUCGGAUGAUAUCCCACGCCCAUGCACUCCAUUGCACUUCUGCGAGUGCGUUGGCGAAUGCGGAAAUAACUGCGUCUGCGUGCGCGAGAGCUACUAUGAUGCCAAUGGCAAGGUACAAGUUGACCGCCAUGUGCCCCUAAUGGAAUGCGGGCCCAAAUGCAAGUGCGGCGACAACUGCUCGACGCGCGUUGUCCAAUGGGGCUCCAAAACCAAAUUCGAAAUAUACCGGUCCCUGUUCAAAGGCUGGGGCGUACGCGCCGCUCAGUUUAUUGGCAAAGGCACGUUCAUCGCUGAGUACGUCGGCGAAGAUACGGCCGCCGGCCUCACGUAUCUGUUUGAUCUUGACAUGGCGUACACGUACGGCGCGAGCGCUGAUUUUUCAAUUGAUGCGAAAACGUACGGAAACAUUUCGCAUUUUUUCAACCACUCUUGCGAUCCGAACAUGGAGAUCAGGCAGGUGUUUAUUGAACAUCGGGAUCCGCGCUUGCACCGCCUGGCUUUCUUUUCCACCAGGGACAUUGACUCGGGUGAGGAGUUGACCUUUGGCUAUAGUCCGUCUGCGAGCGACGAGGGCACUGUGAGCUUUGAUUGCUACUGUGGCUCGAAUAUCUGCCGUGGCAGAAUUAACUUUUAA
Kickxella alabastrina is the source of this 831-nucleotide messenger RNA. RefSeq lists its product as uncharacterized. The record is from RefSeq and is a predicted model, not a curated record. The transcript has 2 exons. Gene Ontology annotation, cellular component: nucleus. Bases 1 to 831 code for a protein of 276 amino acids. Lineage: Eukaryota; Fungi; Kickxellomycota; Kickxellomycetes; Kickxellales; Kickxellaceae. Gene Ontology annotation, molecular function: protein-lysine N-methyltransferase activity; histone methyltransferase activity; zinc ion binding.